Molecule: messenger RNA, 1669 nt
Organism: Pollicipes pollicipes
Lineage: Eukaryota; Metazoa; Arthropoda; Thecostraca; Pollicipedomorpha; Pollicipedidae
Product: protein piccolo-like
Exons: 4
Coding region: 554-1669 (371 amino acids)
Source: RefSeq, a predicted model, not a curated record
GGUCGCUGCCGACCAGCCGGCCGCCAAGAGAUUCAUCAUCAGCCUGCAGUCGGACUCUGACGACUCGGACGCGGCCGGCUCCGACUGCGAGCCGCCGACCGCCGGCGACUUCCAGGGCGAGUUAGACCGCUUCCUGCAGCAGGCGCGCGAGCGCACCAGCCGGCCGACAGACGCGGCGCCGACCGCGCCCAGCCGGCGCAGGCCGUCGGCCCGCCCGGCCGCGGCCAGCACGCCCAAGGACCUGGCGAAGCUCUUGCCGAAGCACCAGCUGGACGAGUACAUAUAUCUGAAGGAGCUGAUCCGCGAGAAGGAGCGACAGAAACUGGCUGAGAAGAAGGCGCGGCAGCCGGCCGGCGCGGCCGAGCCGGUGGUGGCCGGCGGCGGGCAGCGGCAGGGCGGGGUGGCGGCCGGACCGGAUCCUCCGCGGCCCGGGCCAGCCCGGACCGAGACGGCACUGGCGGCGGCACAGGUCGGUCCGGUGACUGUGUGUACCGCGCCGGUGGCGCUCCAGGGCCGGUCGAGCCGUACUCAGGUACCAAAUGAGCAGACCGUGAUGCAGCAUAAGCUCGUGGCGCAACCCGAGCGCGCUGCGGAACAGCCUAGCCAGGCUCAACCUAAGCCUGUUACAGCGCAAUCUAGGCCAGUUAUGGCGCAACCUAAGCCAGUUGUGGCGCAACCCAAGCCGGUUGUGGCGCAACCCAAGCGAGCUGUGGCGCAACCUAGGUCAAAUGCGGCACAACCUAUGCAGACUGCGGUUCAUCCCAAGUCGACCAUGGUACAACAAACUAUGCAGACUGCUGUUCAUCCUAAGUCAGCUGCGGUUCAAGCUAAGCCGACUGCGGUACAACCUGAGCAGGCCGCCUUUCAGCAUGAUCAGGCCGUGGUUGAUCCUAAGCCGGCCGUGGUAAAAGUGAACGAGUCCUUGCUUCAUCCUAAAUCGGCCGUGGGGUUGCCGAGUCUCCCCGUUGUCGCGCCGGCGCAGGAUGUGUCGCGGCUUGGACAGGCACCGGGGCAGCUCCAUCCAGUCGGAGUCGAAGGCAAACCAGCCGUGGCACAGCCCGAUACGGUCGUGACGCAGUCAAAAACUGACUGCCGCCACCUUUUGAAUGGCCGGCCGGAGCAGAUUGGUACUAAGAAGCCGUUUGGUGCCACUGAAGCGCCGAACAAGCCUUUGCCGAGGGGUUCUAGCCCCCUGGACUCAGCAAAUGUGCUGUGCGUGGGUGAGCCUCGGUCGGGCCAGGGGCGUCCUGCGCCCGCAGUGACCGGGUCCGAGCGUCCCUCGGCCAAACCGAGACCGGUGGUCUUCCUACCUAGGUCGGUUAUUAUGCAGCCCCAGUCGGCUGUGCCGCGACCCAAAUCGGCCCCCGCACAGCCUGAAGCGGGUGUGGUGCGGCCAGAAACGGUACCAGACCCGGUGCAGCCUACCCAGACCCCGGUACUGUCCGCACAGCCCCCGAUUUUGUCUGCCCAGGCCGCGGUACCACCCGCCCAGACCCUGGUCCCGCCCGCCCAGACCUCGGUUUCGUCUGCCCAGCGCCCGGGCGAAGGGGCGGCCGCGCCGGUGGCGGUGCCGGUCAGCUCGGGGACGGUGCCGCCCGUGUCGGGGCUGGCCGAUGCCACGGAAGCGACCAGCUGCGUGGCGCCGGCCUCGGCUGGUCCUGGCGAGUGA